AGAGGGAGAAGGAACAGAGCUGCAGUCUGUCAGGAGAGCAUCUCCGAGCCCAUUGUCCACAGCUGACACCCGGGGACAGAGCACGUCCUGCACCGCACUGACUGUGGAGGACGAGUACCCCUGUACACAGGCUGCUGCCAUGUGAAGCCUCCCAACACUACUUCAGCCGGACUAUGGACACCUUGGACUGGGCACUGCUGCAGGAAUGGGAGCUGGAUGACAUGUGCGGGUAUGAACAGGACAAAAGUGUGUUGCGUAGAAAAGAAUGGGAAAGGAGAAGUCAAGAUGUACAACCAAGUGAGGAUUUCUUUUUUGCCAAUUAUCCCCUUUUCAGCGAACCAUACAAGACCAGCAAGGGAGAUGAACUCUCAACUCGUAUUCAAAGUACACUUGGAAACUAUGAUGAAAUGAAAGACCUGUUGACUGAAAGAUCCAAUCAAAGUCAUCUAGUUGGCAUUAAACAAACUGAAGCAGUUGGUACCCCUGACUGGAACAAAGAGGAACAUUAUCAACAGAACACAACAGAAAGCCAUUACUCAAUUUGUCAUAAAGUACAAACUGGCAUCCCAUUUGGAAAUUUACCCAUAAAGUUAAAUACCAGAGCCACCAUGGACUGGCAAAAAGCUGAAAAUUCCUCUGAGGGACAGAAAGCUUCAGGUAAGGCUAAACAAAGCACAAUUGGUUCUCCUAGUACUGACUUUAAAUAUGGACAGCAAAAGCACAAAGCGGAAAAAAGUAAGAGCUGCUUAUUGAACCCAGCAUCAUCUGGAAAUUCUAAUGACCAUCAUGUGAACAUUCUGACUUGUACAUCGGACAAGCCUCUCAAUAGACAGAUACUAAAUUCACAAGUAACUUGCAGUCUAGAAGUGGACCUCUCCAACAAAGAAAAGACUCGUAACAAAAAUAGUAGUAGCUCACAUUGCUUGCAGAACUUUCCAGUGUCCAUUGUCUCAAAACUCAAUCCAAUCCAGCGAAAGCCAACGGCAUAUGUUCGACCAAUGGAUGGUCAAGACCAAACACCCAAUGAGUCACCAAAGCUAAAAAUAUCCAGUGAAUUUAAUUCGCUCUUUCCAUUAUUCAGAGGACUUUCUAACAAAGCUGAUUCUGAGAAGGUACUAAAUGAAAAAACAGAAACAUUCCCAGAGUUUGAAGAGGGAGAGGAUUAUCUACAUAGCAGCAUGGGAUUGUGCAGUCAAAAGAAUGACGAUUUGAAGGUCACAAGUCCAACAUACUGUGCAGCACAAAUAUCAACAUUAGAAGAUGAUCUCAAACUUAGCAGUGACGAGGAUGACUGUAUUCAGCCAGGAACCCAGGGACAAGCCAUCGUUCUCCAAAAUGACAGUGGUGACUUUCAGAAAUGCAGCACCAAAGGAGUCUCCAUCAAAGGGUCAAGCAGCAGCAGCUCGAGUGAAACUGACACUAGUUCUGAAUCAGACUCCGAGAGUGAGAGCAGUUCCAGUGAGAGCAGCAAGCCAUCCGCAUGUACCAGCCCUGAGCCUCAGCACGCAACAGCAAACAAAUGGCAGCUGGAUAAGUGGCUGAACAAAGUCAAUCCAAACAAGACCUCUAUUCUCAGCCAAGCAUCAAGCAUAAAUCUCGGAGGAGUAAAUGAGGGAGAACAGGGCUGUGAGAACACAUCUCAGGUUCAGCAGGCAAGCCCAAGUAACAGAGAUGACAGAGAAGACAGGAGUGUAGAAGCACAGUGCACUGUUAUAGGAAACAGAAGCGUGAAGCUUCGGUCACCUCCACCAGUUGCACAUGCAGCUACAGUUGUGGUUGCAGUUCCUUCUGAAAAUACAUCCCCAAGGAGACCAGUAAGCAGAAAGCUUACCAGGAGGACAGAGAGGCCAUCUAGUGGUGAAAAUCAGAAUUGCCACAAACUAGAUGAUCAUACUUUCAGCCAAGGAAUUCUGGGGAGAGAAAUAUUUGAACAAAGUAAAAGUAAAUUAACGUGUUAUAGCAGAGGGUUGCAAAGAAAAGAAUCUAGAACAACUCUGUUUGAUUGCAAAAGUAAACAAACUCAAAUUACUAAAUCUGUCCCAAAGUCCAAGGAGAGUCAUGAGCUUUCACUGCAGUCUUUUGACCACAGCACAGAAACAGAACUAGACAUACCUCCUUUUUGUAAAAAUAACUCUGAUCUUCCAUCAGAGAGUAAACCCAGGAAUACAGAGUGUGCGAGUCAUAAUAUUAACCAAGCUGGUUCUUAUAUUACACAACAUUGUAUUAACCGGAGGACUACAAGUGAGGUUGCCCCUGAACUGGAAGAACAGUUUUAUACUCUGGUUCCUUUUGGGAGAAAUGAAUGCUCUGUGAAAGGCAGCAAUGAUAACAUCAAGUCACUUUGGGUACAGAUUGAUCUGAUGCUUUUGUCAAGAAUUCCACACGGUGUUCACCAGAAGAAUCUCAACAUGAAUAACAACACAGACAAGAUAUUGACUUCAUCACAAAGUAAAUGUUUACUCCAAGCAACAGAUAAACCUUUAGUGAAAAUGCGACGGAAACGUAAGUGUGAAAGUGAGGGAUCUCAGGAGAUGAAGAAGAAUCCCAUGGAAAAGGAAGAUAUUCUACAAUUUCCAAUUGAGAAUAAUUAUACGGCAAACAGUGAGAGCUUAGAACUCAGCAGCUUUGAGAUGUCCCUAUCAAAACCAGAGCUAUAUCUGUCUCCGUUACCGUUCCUUCAUGAUGAACAUAAACCAAAAUGCACAACUGAGGAACUAUCUUCUGCAAAUAAAUGUGACAGGGGUAUUGGGUCCACCAAUGUUUCUUGCAGUCGUCAUUAUCAUCAAGAGAAGCACACACAUUCUCGACAGAGAUCACAACCAUCAAAUAACACAAGCUCUCUAAGUAAUAAAGAAGAGUCAAAUGCAAACCUUUGGUCUUCGGCACUGAAUGGACAUACAGAUACAAAGAUAACUAAGCAGCUGCCUGAAAGCACAAGACCUAACAAUGCAGAUUACUUUAUGCAGGAAGCUAAACGAAUGAAGCAUAAAGCAGAUGCCAUGGUGGACAAAUUUGACAAAGUGUUGCACUAUACAGAAGCAGCCCUGGCUUUUAUUGAAUGUGGAAAUGCUAUGGAACAUGGACCAAUGGAAUCCAAGUCCCCAUAUACAAUGUACUCAGAAACAGUAGAACUUAUAAGGUAUGCCUUGAGGCUGAAUUCACAUUUGAGUCACAGUGCUUCUACGCAGGACAAGAAAAUUACAGCUCUAUGUUACCGCUGUCUGGCUCUUUUGUACUGGAGAAUGUUUCGCCUCAAGAGGGAUCAUGCAGUGAAGUAUUCUAAAGCUCUUAUUGAUUAUUUUAAGAAUUCAGCUAAAGGGCCACGAGUACCAUCACCAUGGAAUGGAAAGACCACAGGGACUUCCUCACCAAUGUCGCCCACACCAUCUCCAGUGAGCUUUCAAGGAAGCAUCUCUAGUUCUGGUGCUACCAGCUCUAGUUCUUCUAUUGUUAGCAUUCCCCAACGCAUUCACCAGAUGGCCGCCAACCAUGUCAGUAUUACCAACAGUAUCCUGCACAGUUAUGACUACUGGGAAAUUGCUGAUAAUCUUGCCAAAGAAAACACAGAGUUCUUCAAUGAGCUCGAUUCAUCAAUGGGACCUAUAACACUGCAUAGUUCAAUGGAACACUUGGUCCAAUACACCCGACAAGGACUUUCCUGGAUACGACAAAUUUCCCGCCAUGUUAUGUAGUUUAUUUUUUUACUACUGCAUCUGUUUCCACUGAACUGCUACUUUUCCAGGUAUUAAGCUUUUGAAGAGCUUUCUGUAAAUCCCUCAUCAGCAUUGGACAGAGAGCUUCAAUAGUGGAGAACUGCAUAGUGUGCAUUAUAAGUACAACCACACCAGGCAAAGUACAAACUCAUGGUCAUGUAGAAGCAAGAGCAAUUCAGGUAUGUGCGCUAGAAACGUCCUUGGCCUGCUCCCUCUGACUGUAUUUAGAAUAUCUGUAUUCUCUCAAAGGAGAUCUAAUUUCAUGUUGUAUUGUGUUAACGUCAAAGUGGAUCCACUGCGUUACUAUAGGAUUUAGUUUGGGUCCAGACAAUGGAUGAUCUUUUCUUCAUUAUUUUAAUGAGUGCCGUAUAGCAUCUGUAUAUGUGUCAUGAAGUGACAGACUACACAGAUGCUACAGGUGAUGGAGGCCAUUGUACACAACUUAUUAAAAAUAAAAUUUUAAAUUCAUAAUAAAACAAAAUACACCAAUAAAGUUCUUUAACUUAAUAACACAAUUUUAUUUAUAACAAAAAAGUGAUACAUUCCCAAGACUACAAAAACAUGGCUGCCUUCUUUCUCAAACAGACCUACUUCUGAAAGGCAAACAUGGCCAAGCUUUGAGAUAGACAUCAAGAACAUGCAUGCAUUUUCAGCAGCCUAUACUUUUUGUAAAGGCUGAAAAUGGAAAUACAAAAAACGCCUCCUCACCUGGAUUUAUUGUCAAUGCUUAUACAGUCUUUACAGACCCAGCAGCAGUGCCCAAACUAGGGAUCGACCGAUAUCGGUUUUUUAGGACAGAUACCGAUAAUCUGGGGAGGUUAGGGCCGAUAGCCGAUAAUUUAUACCGAUAUUCCGGUAUAAGUUAUCGGCUAUUUAUCCCUCUGCGACACCGCUGCAGAUCAUUGAUUUAAAGCGGGCGCUUUAAAUCAAUGCACUGCAGUGGCUUUUGCGGUGCCAUAGGCCGCCGCCGCCACCCACUUCUCUCCCCCUGCCUGUCCGGGGGUCCUGAGACCUAUCACCGCCACCGCUCCCCCCGCUGCGCCUAGGGGUGCCUCCAGCUGUUGCAAAACUACCACUCUCAGCAUGCCCGGACAGCCAACGGCUGGGAGUUAUAGUUUUGCAACAGCUGGAGGGCCUCAACAGUUGGAGGGUUUACUGUAGGUAUAGUAUAUUAUACAGACCCCUGUCCAUCCCAGAACCCUGACUCACCUUCCCAGUUGCUGCAGGGACCGUCCGGGGAGGGUGGUCCGGGCCAUCCAUCCUU
Hyla sarda is the source of this 4977-nucleotide messenger RNA. It is a transcript of the gene AFF3, whose product is annotated as ALF transcription elongation factor 3. Gene Ontology annotation, biological process: regulation of gene expression. Gene Ontology annotation, cellular component: super elongation complex; nucleus. Lineage: Eukaryota; Metazoa; Chordata; Amphibia; Anura; Hylidae. The transcript has 19 exons. Bases 174 to 3692 code for a protein of 1172 amino acids. The record is from RefSeq and is a predicted model, not a curated record.